CAAUUGACAAGAAGGAAGGAUCGGGCAACAAACGGAGAACCUGUUGUUCGUAGGAGAGAACUGAGGAAUGUAGACAUACCGUAAACGUGAAUACCAUCAUGAACACCAUAAGAAAUUCACAACAUACAUCGAAUUCCUAUAAUGGAGGAACUAUAGGAAGAGACAGUCCGUCAGCAUUGUUGGAUAUGCUUGCAGAAGUUGCGUCUCAGACGUUGCAUUCGGAGGAGAACAUUCGUAUGAAAUCAAUGCUGACAUCGCAAAACAAAUCUAAAACAGCUAGUACGAAACGGAAAGAUUCAUGCUUUACUGUAUCUCAGCUUUUAUCUAUGCCUGUCUCCCAUCUUGUUAAACAGUUUACUAUUUUUACAAGUGACGAACUUAAGCGACAAUAUUCUUACACUUGCGCAUUACUGCCUGGUUGUCAACAGAAAUACACCAGUUUUGCUAGCGAAGAGAAGGCAAGGGUGUCCAUUAAAACUCACUUAGAAGAGCAUUUAGAAUAUUUAAAAGCUGACAAAGAGGCCUAUGAUACAUUUACAGCAAAAAGCGUAAACCAUAAAAGUUUAAAGAUUAAUCUACAGAGCAAAAAAAGUCGGAUGCUGCAAACAAAGAAACCCCAAGAGACGUUAAAUAAGGAGAACAAGGAUGUAAUAUCAGAAAAAUCGACGAAUUAUUUCUGCAAGAUACUUUUAAAUAAUAUCAAUAUCAAAGAAAACGGAAAGCAGAAGUGUUUUCAGAAAUCAGAGAACAAGGAAAUUUAUAAUUCUGAAUUGAAAACCUGUGAGCAAAUGGAUGUUAAAGUUCUCGGCGAUCAUAGUUAUUUCGAACGAUUAGAUGAUAAAAUGCCUAAUAGAAAGGGAAUUUCACCACCCGUUACAUCUAAUAAUGUUUUUGAUGAUGCAACAAACGAAGAGAAGAUUGUACUGAUGGUUGUUGGCACAGAUAGCGUACACAUGAAAGAGUAUUCUCAUGUCAACGAAGAGUUAGCUGAAAAGACAAAUUGUCCAGAUUCGGACACCGUUUAUUUACCAGAUGACACUCAGAUAAAAAGCACGGAAUCGUCAACAACGACCAAGCCUAAAGGGAAAGCGAAGUUCAUUGGCACGAGCAAGGAGGAGAGAGAAAUGGCACUAGCGUACAUGGAGCGCAUUAAGAAGAAGGGCAAUCCCACGGGAAGCAACCUUCAAUGCCGCAUUUGCGAUCCACCCCGUAGUUUCACAGCGCCUACGACUUUGGUGUCCCAUUACCGCAGCCAUGCCGGAAUAAAGCCGUACGAGUGCCGGAUCUGUCGGGCGGUCUUUACGAGGAGGCACAGCUUGAAGUACCAUAUGUUGAUUCAUCAAAAUCAAACGCGCUUCACGUGCGGGGAUUGCGGGAAGAAGUUCAGACACCCGUCACACUUCAGGGAACAUCAGCGCAGACACACUGGAGAGGCACCGUUUGGGUGCGAUGACUGUGGGCAACGGUUUAAAACAAGAAAUACUUACAAGCGUCACUUAAAAACGCGGCACGGCAAGAUUCUCACAACGAUCGGUGAGGUUUUGAAUCUUUCCGAGGAAGACUUUCAAAAGGUUCGAACCAGUCGAAGAAGAAAAGACGUUUGCGCGCCACAGACUACAGUGAACGCCGUGUCCAAUGCGGUCGUCGAUUAUGGAAAGCAGAACGACGAGGCGCAAGCUUCGAGUACAAUGGAAGAAUGUGUCAUGAGGGAGGACGUCAACGAUAUUAACGAAAAUUGGGAGACGAAAGGUACAACGCGAGUUCUUGACAAAUGCUUUGAGGAUUUUGAGAUUUGCUCGGAGCCGCGACUAAACAAGACUGAUGGUACAGAGACUGAAAUAAUCGUAGAUUGUAGAUACCCCAGUAGAAACGGUAGCAAUGUCAGCGUCGAAUGCAUCAACAGUGUACAAAAUGAUCUGUUGCAAGUGAAAAAUUCGCUUUACGAUGACUUAAGAGUAAUCAGUAGCGAAGAGAAACACGUUUAUCAGCACAACAUCAGCGAUCAGAACAAAAUUGACGAUUGCAGCGAUGAGACGGAGUACGAAUAUUCCGAAGUAAAUUGUAACGAUGGCACUCUCAAGACAAAGGAGCAUGAAAACAUGGCGAGAUGUGAAGCAAACCUAGAUUUUCCGAAAGAACAAGAUGGAAGCCACUCGCGUGUGCUGCACGAAUCCACGCACGAUUAUCAUAAAAUAGUGUACGACGGUGAUAAACGGGAGGAAUCCGCAACUUAUAUGCAUUUAAAACCGGAACUGACAGAAGCUGCGAGUUCCAGUGGCGAUAAUCAAACGCGUGAUGAUGCGCACGUUAGUAUGACACAAGACGAUUCUGCAAGUGAGAGAUCCAAGAACUGUGCUACUAGCUUUGACAGCGAGAACGAAGAUCGCGCGAGAAAUAAUAUUAUCUUUUGUACCCAGAUUGCAAAUGCGAAUGUUAAUAUUUUGCAAACAGCCGAUGAAGCUGGAGGAAAGGUGCAACAGGAGCAAGAUAAUGCAUUACAAAAAAAUGUAAGUGAAUCUGAUGUAACCCAGUCGGUAGAGAGCAUGAAUGUCUCCUCUGAGAAUUUGGUUGAGGCAAAUCAUAAAAUCGAUCGACAACAGACUAAUCGAUACUUAUACGUUCGGCCUGAGCCCACGAAUAAAAUAAUUGCUCAAAAUAAAUGCAUAAGCAUACCUCUGCAUCAAGUUAAAUUGUAUCGCAAUCAGCAAAGUCAAUUAAAAGCGGAUUGCGGAAAAAUUAGAAUCCUGAAUGGGAACGUACGAGCAAUUAAUAUAAAGCAAUCUGAUAAACAAAACGCAAUUCUGCUUAUAUCUGGUGAUAAUUUAAAGAAUGGCAUUUUUCAAAUCGACAAAAGUAGCGCUGUAGUGAAAAACUUGAAAAGGUAGACGAUGUGCAAAUUUAAUCGAUAAUAUUUGUACAAUAGAACAUGUAAAGUUUGAUGAUGAUGAUUUAAAGAUGAGUAUAUUUUGUACUAACGUAACAAUUUUGAUAGAGAUAUGAUAACAUAUCUUAAUUGUUUAAGUCUCGAAGGUGAUCGCAAAAUAUAUAUUUGUAAUCGACGAAAAGCGCUGAACAAACAACACAGAUUAACGGUCGAUAAUUUCUACCAAUUGUUUCAAAACCAAUUAUUUUUAUUAAUCUAGUAAUUGUUAUUAAAUUGAUGCCUUUUUUCUUUCAUUUUUUUUAAUAUGAAACAAAAAGAAAAUAAUUGUACUAAUUGACAAUUUUCGAAACGGAAGAAUUACAAUCGCGUUCCUUGACAGUCAAACAAUUGAAAUAAUUAUAUAUGCAAUAAUCUUUGUAAUAUACGAUAAUGAAGGGUUAACAAAGAAUAUGAAGAAAAUAACACUAAAUAAUAGAAAUAAUAUCUUCUCACGUUUCUUCGUUUUAUUAAAAUAUAUAAUUAGUUCAGGCCAGGAAAACGAAAUAAAGUGAAGGAAAUUGAACGAAUCAUGCAUAAUAUUUGAGAGCUUAUUUUUAUAAUUCUUGAGACUUAUUAUUAUGAAAAAUUUCGAUAAGCUUAUUGCUUAUUCGCAUUUAUAUGUAUAUCAAGUCUUCAGAUCUUGUUCAAUGUGGUACUAUUGUCCAGGAUUAAAUUUUGCAAUCUUUAAUUUUUGUUCCUCGAUACACAAAAAGUAAAUUGUUUAAGUUUAUUUGUAGUUCCAUUUAUUGCUUUACUAGAAGAUUCUACUAACAUACAUUUUAUAUUAGGAAUCGUAAAAAAAUGUGGAGUGCCAAAUAUAAGAGAAGAUGUUACAUAUGUGAACUAUAUAUUCUUGAUUUAAUUAAAAAAAUAGAAAUAUUUUAUUACAUAAAUAAAAAUAUUUUUAUUACAAUUCGAUAUAUAUAAUUACAUCUAUUAUAUAAUUUAUUUUUUUAACAUUUUUUAAUCUUGAAAAUCCUCAAUGUUAAUACCUGUUAUCUUAGACUAUGACAUUGAAACAUAAGAAGAAAUACGAAAAUAUACUUUUGCAUUUUUACAGUGAUUUUAUGAACAAAAUCGUACUGACUAGAUAAUAAAAUGUAUCAGUUAAUAAAAACCUAUAAAUGAUGAUAGUAAAAUGUUUAAAUAAGACAGAGUUGUAUAUGAAAACAGUUCAAAGUCCGUAAAAAUAUGAAUGCAAUUUUAACAGUCUUCGAUAAACUUUUUAUCUUUUUAAAUCGAUUUUCAAGAAAAUCGAAUUUUCUUAAUACAUAUACAUAUAAUUUUUGUUUUUCUGGCAACAACUCUUUUAUUAAUCUGGAAUAUGUAUUUUUUUUAGAAUACAUACAAGCUUGAAAAAUAUACCCAUUUUUCUCUCAUCUCUCAUUUUUUUUCUCCAACGAUUUUUAAUAAUAAUUACAAAUAACUAAAAAUAUCCACGUUUGUACAAAUUCAGCAUUAAUAAUGGAAUAAGUUUUAAACCAUAUUUUUUUAUCAAAUUGUUUUCGAAUAUUAUUCAAUAUUUUGGUGUGAGGUAUGUUAAAUAAUGUAAAUAACAUAGUAAUGCUUUAAUGCUAUAUUUAUCCAGGCGAUUGCGAUCAAACCAGCGCUUUCUAUCCUUACAAAAUGCAUUAAAACAAGAUUAAUAUUUUUUAAUAACGGUUAAACAUAUUGUUAUGCUAUACUAUUACUUUCAUAGUUUUUUAUAACUUCAGUGUAUGAUCACUGUGUAUAGACAUCAACAUAGGCUUGUAACAAAACAUUUAGAUUAUAGAAUCAGGAUAUAUUGGCAUCGACUGUAAAAUAACAGAUUCCACGCACAUAAUUGCAGUAGUUGAGACAUUAACAAAACAGGCUAUAUCCGACAACAUUUUCGUUAUUAUGGAGUAAAAUGUGCCUUUAAUAAAAUGCAUAAAAAUAGAAAUAUAUGUAUAAAUAAAUGUGUAUAUAUACACACAUUUAUUUAUAUCAUUUACAGAUACAUAAUUAUAUGAAUAUUAUAUAAUAUUAAGACGUAAUAAACACAUUAAAUUACAUAUAUCUAUCUUCUAUGACAUCACUAGAAAUACAACAAAAAUAUGGCAACUAAUAUGAAUUACACUACUGUACUAACAGAUUAUAAAUAAUAUAGGUACUCUUUUUAUUAUAUAUAAUCCCUAUAAAAUUAUUCGUACUAAUCAGUUCUAUUAGUUUUAAUCGUACAAAUAUAAUAAUAUUGUAAGAGAAAAAAUAAUUUCACUUACACGAUGUAUUUUUCUACGUAUUUUAUACUUAUAAAUAAAUUUCUAAAAACAAUCAA
Molecule: messenger RNA, 5222 nt
Organism: Ooceraea biroi (clonal raider ant)
Lineage: Eukaryota; Metazoa; Arthropoda; Insecta; Hymenoptera; Formicidae
Biological process (GO): regulation of transcription by RNA polymerase II
Cellular component (GO): nucleus
Molecular function (GO): DNA-binding transcription factor activity, RNA polymerase II-specific
Source: RefSeq, a predicted model, not a curated record